Messenger RNA from Setaria italica (foxtail millet), 760 nucleotides. RefSeq names its product protein RADIALIS-like 3. Gene Ontology annotation, molecular function: DNA-binding transcription factor activity. Lineage: Eukaryota; Viridiplantae; Streptophyta; Magnoliopsida; Poales; Poaceae. Bases 126 to 425 code for a protein of 99 amino acids. The record is from RefSeq and is a predicted model, not a curated record. The transcript has 2 exons.
CCCCCUUCUCCCAUCAGCUCAUCACAGCUCUUGAUCUCUAGCUAGGGAGCUUCCUCUCCAUCGGUCGAGUGGUCCUCUCACUCUCACCAGGAGCGCAGCUAGCUCAAAGAGCGAGGCCGGAAGAGAUGGCGUCGCUGUCGAUGACGAGCUCGGCCUCGGCGCGCGCGCAGUGGACGAAGAAGCAGAACAAGCUGUUCGAGCAGGCGCUGGCGGUGUACGACAAGGACACCCCCGACCGGUGGCACAACAUCGCCCGCGCCGUCGGCGGCAAGUCCGCCGAGGAGGUCAGGCGCUACUACGAGCUGCUGGAGGAGGACGUCAAGCACAUCGAGUCCGGCAAGGUGCCCUUCCCCGCCUACCGCUGCCCCGGCGGCGCCGGCACCCUCGGCUACGAGGCCGACAGGCUGAGGCAUCUGAAGAUCUAGGCGAAUGUGAACUUACAGAUGAUGAUCGGGAAGAGGAUGCGCGCGCACGUGUAUAUAUGAUUGGGACAGUAUGCAUGUCCAUGCUACUCCUACGCAAGUGGGCUGGAAGAAGCAAGAAUUCAGAUGAGAUGCAUGCAUGUUAAUUAAUAAUUAGUAAUGGGAUGAGUGGUAUCCUAGCCUGUCACGCGAGAUCGACCGACCCAUCGAUCUCCCAUGUGUCCUUCGUACCCACUCGUAUGUAUUACUAUAUCCUAGCUGCAUCUGUGUACCAUACCAAUCAAGAAGAACAUGAACUUGAUAUUAGCUAAUGCAUUUCUACGAUGAUUUCUUUGUUC